ACAUUUCGCGAAGAAAUUGACAACUUUUUUACUUUUUUCGGUAGGAACAAUGAGCAAUGUAGUGUAGUCUAAUGAUUUGUCAAUAUGUUUUCCUUAAUUGUGAUGUAGUUCAUGUUAUUUUAUCUAAUUUAAUUAAUGAUUCGCAUCGAAUUGUGGGUAUUCAACAAUGUGAAAGUGGUUUAUGGGUUACGAUAUCCAAAAAACAUACAACCUCUAGCAUUUGCCCAUUGUAAAGGAGCACCUUCCAUUCAUCGAAUUCAUGUUUGAGUAUGUGUUUCUAAAAAUUCAAUUUAUUCGCUGAAAAUGGAAGAUUUCAAUUUUCUGCAUAAGAAGAAAAGAUUUACGUGUUGUUUCAAACUUGCCAAAAGUUUACCAGUGCUUUUGGUUUGUUCUCUAAUUGGAUACUCGUAUUAUUGUUACAUCAUUCAGUUAUGUCUAGGAACUUUAGAAAACUUUGGAUCUUCUUUACCUCAACAAAUAUUCUACAUAUUGAUUUAUCAUGUCCUGCUGAUAUUACUACUUUGGUCCUAUUGGCAAACCGUUUUCACUUGUACCGGUGCUGUGCCUAAGAGAUUCAAGUUAAGUGAUGAAAUAAUUGAACAGUUCAAAUCUGCAACUAGUGAAGAAGGAAAAUUACAAGCAAUUGAAAAGUAUGGAAACGAUCUACCAAUCGUCACUAGAACAUAUAUCGGUGGUAGAGCCACAUAUCGUUUUUGUUUCGUUUGUAAUCAUUUGAAACCGGAUCGUUGUCAUCACUGUCGGAUUUGCGGCGUGUGUGUACUUAAGAUGGACCAUCAUUGCCCAUGGGUGAACAACUGUAUUUCCUACACGAAUUAUAAAUAUUUCGUAUUGUUUCUGUUUUACGCAUUUAUGUUCUGUUCCUAUAUUGUGAUAACAACGUUACCGUAUUUUUUAUUGAUUUGGAAAAUUAUUUAUUUUCAGCAUUCCGCGUCGCCUUCAGGAGGUAUCCAUAUAUUAUUUUUAUUCAUCAUCGCAGCAAUGUUUUUCCUCAGCAUUAUGUCUAUUUUCACUUACCAUUUGUAUCUCAUUGGGUGUAACAGAACUACUUUAGAGGCUUUCAGAGCGCCAGUAUUUGAGAACGGUAGAGUCGACAAAAACGGAUUCAAUUUAGGCCUAGUGAAUAAUUUCAAGCAAAUAUUUGGAAACAGAUAUGCGUUGUGGCCUUUUCCAAUAUUUACCAGUUUGGGAAAUGGCAUAACAUUUGAACGAGCCCGUCAACAUGCUGACAGGAAAACAUUACUCGAUGAAAAUGAAAAUAAUUCUGAAGAUGAUGCCGAAAUACGAGAUGUAUUCUUCGUGUAAAAGUAAUGUAAACGAUUACGUUUUCUUUGGUAUUGAAAACAUUCUUCAUAACAACACUCAUACGUUCAGUGUUGGAGGGGUGAAUUCUACUUUUAUUUGAGUUUCGUUAAAUUCAGUCAUGAGAAAGAAGAACUAUGAAUUGUGAAGUAAGAUACUUUUGCAUUGAUUUUUGUUACACGUUCUGAGGGCCGUCUUCAAACCACGACCGUCCAUUUUUUAAAUUAAUUGAAACUCGAAAGAAAACCUAAAGAAACCUGGAUUAUAUGCGUUAUACUUUUGAAAUAACUAAUCCUAAAACUAUUCCACGUUGAAUAUUUUCAAGAAGGUUAUUUUUGAGAACCAUCUGGUACGUUUUUUCCCCCGGGGAUGGAAUAAAUUUUCUGAAAUAAAUCAUUUUUCAAGUGUGUUGAAAUACUCAGAUUUGUGUAUUGUAAUUCUCACGAGUAUAUUCUUAUUGUAUCCCUAUUUUAUCUACAUUAUUCAAUUUCAUGAAAAGUGACAUUUUUAUAUAAUUCUGUACAAUUCUUGUACGAAGUAUGAUUCACAUUCAUCUUGAUAAAAUGCUUAUCUGUUUCUCUGAAACUGCAGGUAACAUGUUACUUGACUUGAUCAUCCCUUUCACUUAGGUACUUAAGUAUGUAUUUAUUUUUUAACAAGAAGAUUUCAGAUGAAUGACAUUGAUCAGUAUAUCUUGUAUUAAUAUCUUGAUCAUUAAUAAUUAGUUAUGGAAAUUUUUUUCUAAUUUUGAUCUCAAAUAUUAUUACUUUUAAUAUUCAAGCAAAAAAAACUAUCAUUCUUCCGGCCACUUUCAUUUUCGAGACGUUGGCUCAGUCUUUUUCCUUUUUUCAUUGUACAUAUUUUAUAUUUUAAUUUAAGACUGCAUUUUUUCGUGUUCUAAACUAGUUAAUGUUUUAGUUAAAAGUGGUAGAUUAAUGAAAUCGCCAAUAGUUGCAAGUAAAGUACCUACCUAUAAAUAAUUGCAAUGUACCAACUAUCAAUCAGUUCUAGAGUAGGUAGAGUUGAUCUCGGAAUUGAGUCGUUCAUUUAUCAAACGCGACCAGUCCUUUCGACUGUACCACGUACAAGAAGAAAAAUUGGAUCUAAUAUAUCUUUUAGGUGCAGUUAGAUGGAAUUUUCACGGUUUAAUAAUGAACGGAUUUAAUGAGGCACGUGUGAAAAAAAAAAAACAUAGAAACAUACGUACUUGACCUUCCAUGAUUUUUAUAAAACCAUUUUUCAUAAAAAUAUUUAUUGUUUUUGUUCUUGAAAAAUAUAAUAAUUUUUUGCUUGAUAA
This is a messenger RNA of Planococcus citri (citrus mealybug), 2617 nucleotides long. Its product is annotated as palmitoyltransferase ZDHHC15. NCBI's taxonomy places the organism in Eukaryota, Metazoa, Arthropoda, Insecta, Hemiptera, Pseudococcidae. The transcript has 7 exons. Gene Ontology annotation, molecular function: palmitoyltransferase activity. The record is from RefSeq and is a predicted model, not a curated record. Bases 304 to 1323 code for a protein of 339 amino acids.